Messenger RNA from Penicillium daleae, 894 nucleotides. RefSeq names its product aromatic alcohol reductase. Lineage: Eukaryota; Fungi; Ascomycota; Eurotiomycetes; Eurotiales; Aspergillaceae. Bases 1 to 894 code for a protein of 297 amino acids. Gene Ontology annotation, molecular function: oxidoreductase activity. The record is from RefSeq and is a predicted model, not a curated record. The transcript is spliced from 3 exons.
AUGCCACACACUAUCAAGAAUGUGGCCCUUGCUGGUGCUAGUGGCAAUGUCGGAGCACGGGUGCUUACUGCAUUGAUUGACCUGGGCUUCAAUGUUACAGUGCUUACGCGCACUUUUAAGCCGUUUCCGACCGCUGCGCGCGUGGAAGUUGUUGAUUUCACCUCAGUGGAGUCAUUGGUCGCUGCUCUCGAGGGACAGGAUGCAGUUAUUGACACGACUUUCUCGCCCGAGGUUGAGACCCCACUUCGACUUAUUGACGCGGCGGUCCAGGCCGGAGUCUAUCGCUUUAUUACCAGCGACUUCGGACUCGACCCUGAGCUACCGGGAAUUCAUGACCUGCCCGUUUUUGGGCGUAAGAGGGCUUCCUAUGAGGCCGUGAAAAAGCAGGCGGCGCAAAACCGCUUGACGUACACCUUGGUCGCUUGUGGAGCUUUCAUCGACUGGAGUCUCUCUACUGGUUUCCUCGGCCUGGACUUCAAGGGAAAGAAAGCCUCCAUCUAUGGGGAUGGAAACAACGUUGUUCCAUGGUCGACUUUAGAGGACGUCGGUACAGCGACCGCAAAUGUUCUUUUGCACCCAGAAGAAACUCUGAAUCGCCCGGUCUAUGUACACUCCGUGUACUUGUCACAAAAUCAGAUUUUCGCCGCGACCAAGGAGGUUGUGGGAGGUGAGGGUUGGGAGGUCAAGUAUAUGGACAUGGAACCUCUUUUGGCUCAAGCCAUGACGGACCUCAAGACCGGUAAUAUUAGCGCUGCAACAUUCGAAGUCCAAAUUCAGUACUGCCUCGCUACCAAAGCGCUUGCGCACCCUUGGGCAAGGGACGACAAUGGUCUCUUGGCAUUGAAAGAGUGGGACCAGGAGAAAGUUAAGGGACUGAUUAAGUCGAUCGCCUAG